This is a messenger RNA of Poeciliopsis prolifica (blackstripe livebearer), 6480 nucleotides long. RefSeq names its product disks large homolog 3-like. Bases 970 to 3831 code for a protein of 953 amino acids. Gene Ontology annotation, biological process: chemical synaptic transmission. The transcript is spliced from 21 exons. NCBI's taxonomy places the organism in Eukaryota, Metazoa, Chordata, Actinopteri, Cyprinodontiformes, Poeciliidae. Gene Ontology annotation, cellular component: postsynaptic density membrane; neuron projection; neuromuscular junction. Gene Ontology annotation, molecular function: kinase binding. The record is from RefSeq and is a predicted model, not a curated record.
GUCAGGACUGAGCUGCUAGAGGGAUGCUGCUAUGUAUCCUUCCCCCUCCUCCCUCGCUGCUGCUCCUCUCUCUAUCUCUCUCACCAGCCUCCCUCUUGCUCGCUCGCAUCCCUCUGAAUAAUCCACAUCUAGGGCAAGCUGACUGAGAGGCGAUCCAGCGCUCAGCUCCUCUCUGCAGCCUGAGAAAAGAGACAGAGAGCAAAAGGCAACGAUUUUCAACGCAGGAGGAAAAAAAAAAAAACGUGAGAAUUUUUUUUUUGACACAUCAAGAAGAUACAGAAUCAACCAAGGAAGAUUUUCAUUUGCGGAUAUCAUUUAUUUAUACAUAUUGUUUAUAUAUCUAUAUAUAUAUUUGUACACACGCAUAUAGAUAUUUAUAUAUAUAAAUAUACAUUUAUCCUUGUACAUAUCUGUAUUUGUGCUCGUCUGUUUAUAUUAAUAUUUUUAUAUGUAUUUGUGUGUGUAAAUAUAUAUGAUAUAUAAACAAAAGAAUCUAUAUAUCUAUGAAUUUAUAUGCGUAUCACUGUGAACCAAGAGAAGCAAGAAGAAAUUUCUAUCAUCAGGGCUGGUCUCUGAUUGCGUGUUGGCAUACAAUAUCUUAAAUAUUUCCUUUGAUCUUCUACGUCAAGAGGACAAAGACUACGUGCCCAUUUUGUAUUUUUUGUUUUCCUGUUGCUGCUUCCCAUCCAUCUCAGUUUCAGCUUCUUUUUUUUUUUUUGUUCUCUACAUCCACGAGGAAUAAAGCAACCGGAUUUGACCAAAACAGAGAGUAAGAGAGAGAGAAAAGAAAAAGAAAAAAAAAAACACGACAGAGGGGAAAAUCUGUACAAAUUCCUGUGAUUGGUGUUAUUUCCUUCGGCGCUAGCGCUCUGCGAGCUGAUCGCCGCGUGCCGUGUGAGAUCUGAGGAGGCAGCAGAGACCGAGUGCCACGCCGCUCAUCCCAGCGUCAGCCCAGCCAGCACAGCCAGCAUGCACAAACACCAUCACUGCUGCAAGUGCCCAGAAUGUUAUGAGGUGACCCGUAUGGCAGCUCUGCGCAGGAUGGACCCCCCAGCGUACGGAGGAGACUGGCAGGCCGAGCCCUAUGGAUACCCACCUGGGUACGGGGGAGGCCAGACCUUGCCCCCUCCAGCCUCAGGAGGGGGUGGAAGCAUGGGAGGAGGAGGAGGUGGCGGGGGUGGAGGAGGAGGUGGUGGAGGUGGCACUUUGGGGAGAAGUAAGGGCAAGAUUAUGUCUGGUGGAGGCCCUGGAGGCCCAAACCCAAAGGGCCAGUCCAAGUGUGGCCCCAAAGUAAACGGCAACAACUCCAGUGGACAAGGAGGAUGGUGGCCUGAGUGCACCUGCACCAACCGGGAGUGGUACGACCAGGCCAACCCUCCCCCCAUCAUUGUCAACGCAGACUCACUAGAUGCAGGCCCUUAUGUAAACGGAAGCGACGGGAUGUAUAAAUAUGAGGAAAUCAUUUUAGAGAGGGGGAACUCCGGCCUGGGCUUCAGCAUUGCUGGAGGAAUAGACAAUCCCCACAUUCCCGAUGAUCCGGGGAUUUUCAUCACCAAGAUAAUCCCUGGAGGAGCAGCUGCUAUGGACGGACGACUGGGGGUCAACGACUGCGUCCUGCGUGUGAACGAAGUGGACGUCUCCGAGGUGGUUCACAGCCGAGCGGUGGAAGCCCUGAAGGAGGCGGGGCCUGUGGUGCGGCUGCUGGUCCGACGGAGGCAGGCCCCCCCAGAGACCAUCCUGGAGGUUAACCUGCUGAAGGGCCCCAAAGGACUGGGAUUCAGCAUUGCUGGGGGAAUUGGGAACCAGCAUAUUCCUGGAGACAAUAGCAUUUAUAUCACCAAGAUCAUAGAAGGAGGAGCCGCCCAGAAAGAUGGACGACUGCAGACUGGAGACCGACUGCUAGCUGUGAAUAACAUCGUGCUGCAGGAUGUGCGUCAUGAGGAGGCGGUAGCUGCGUUGAAGAACACCUCUGAUAUGGUUUAUCUCAAGGUGGCCAAGCCGGGACCCGUGCAUCUGAAUGACAUGUAUGCCCCUCCAGACUACUCCAGCAGCCUGGCCCUCCCUCCAGCCUUUCCCACCAUGGUGGACAACCACGUCAGCCACAGUUACAUGGGGGCGAUGGAGCCAAAGCCGGUGUAUCCGCCUCCCCAGGUGACCCCGUCCAGGUACUCGCCCGUCCCCCGCCACAUGCUUGGGGAGGAAGACUUCACGAGCAGGGCUGAACCUAUUUACAGUGUCAUCCACAAACCUGGGGAUAGCAAGGCGCCCCAGGCCCACUACAGAGGCUUCUGUCCUUCCCCUGCUCCCCUGUGCCAAGGUCCACUCCCCUUCUCUGGCAGGGAGCCGAGGAAGGUGGUGUUGCACAAGGGCUCCACCGGACUGGGCUUCAACAUUGUCGGCGGGGAGGAUGGAGAGGGGAUUUUUGUCUCCUUCAUCCUGGCUGGAGGGCCAGCUGACCUGAGCGGCGAGCUGCGGAGGGGCGACCGGAUCCUGUCGGUGAAUGGAGUGAACCUUAGGAACGCCACUCAUGAACAGGCGGCUGCAGCCCUGAAGAGAGCUGGACAGACUGUCACCAUUAUUGCUCAGUACAGGCCUGAAGAGUACAGUCGCUUUGAGUCGAAGAUCCACGACCUGAGGGAGCAGAUGAUGAACAGCAGCAUGAGUUCAGGAUCAGGCUCCCUGCGCACCAGCGAGAAGCGCUCCCUCUAUGUCAGAGCUCUCUUUGACUACGAUCGAGCGCGAGACAGCUGUCUGCCCAGCCAAGGCCUGAGUUUCUCCUACGGCGAUAUCCUUCAUGUCAUCAACGCUUCUGACGAUGAGUGGUGGCAGGCGAGGCUCGUCACUCCGCACGGAGAGAGCGAGCAGAUCGGGGUCAUUCCAAGCAAGAAAAGAGUGGAAAAGAAAGAGCGAGCCAGAUUAAAAACUGUCAAGUUCCACGCCAGGACAGGCAUGAUUGAGUCCAACAGGCAGCAAGUUAAAGUGAAGCGCAAAAAAAGCUUCAACCUCUCACGCAAGUUCCCGUUUUACAAGAGCAAGGAGAAUAUUGUGCAGGAGUUGGUGGAGACUGAACAAUGCCUGACAUCCAACACCAGUGACAGUGAAAGUAGUUCAAAGGGUCAAGAGGACACGAUCCUCUCCUACGAGCCAGUCAUUCGGCAGGAAAUCCACUACACGAGGCCUGUGAUCAUUUUGGGCCCAAUGAAGGACAGAGUAAACGACGACCUCAUCUCCGAGUUCCCCCACAAGUUUGGCUCGUGCGUUCCCCGUAAGUUGGGACCCAACGUUGUGCACGGCGUGGCAAACUCUGAAUCAGACGUAGAAACCAACCAGUUCUGUUUUGCCUCCGCAGACACAACCCGUCCAAGGCGAGAGAACGAGAUCGACGGGCAGGACUACCACUUUGUGGGCUCAAGGGAGCAAAUGGAGAAAGAUAUUCAGGAUAAUAAAUUUAUUGAGGCUGGCCAGUUUAAUGAGAACCUCUACGGGACGAGCAUCUUGUCUGUCAGAACUGUGGCAGAGCGGGGGAAACACUGCAUUCUGGAUGUGUCUGGGAACGCCAUAAAACGACUGCAGCAAGCACAACUUUAUCCGAUCGCCAUCUUUAUAAAACCAAAAUCCGUUGAAGCGCUAAUGGAAAUGAAUAAGCGGCAGACGUACGAGCAGGCGAAUAAAAUCUUCGACAAGGCGGUUAAGCUGGAACAAGACUUUGGAGAGUAUUUCACAGCUAUUGUACAGGGUGACUCGCUAGAGGAGAUCUACAACAAAAUCAAGCUAAUCAUCGAGGAGCAGUCCGGGCCAUACAUCUGGAUUCCCUCCCCAGAGAAGCUCUGAGCUCCCGGCCGUCCAACCUGCAGCGGCGCAGAGCUGCCCCCCCCCACAGACCCCACCCACGUCCACAUGCCAACCCCCUCGCCCCCGCUCCUCACCUCCUUUUUGCAGAUAUGUUUCAUAUCCAGUUUUAGUGUCAUCAUUAUGUUACUCUCUAAAUGAAAAAGAAGUCUUUAUCACCAUUACUGUGACUGUGCACACCCCUGCAUGAGUUUCUCAACAAAACCAUUCAAGACUGGAAUCGCCAUUCCAAAAGAAUUUGUCAAACGAAAGCAGAAAGGGAAAAGGAUCAACUUCCUUUUGUGGACUAGGAACUGCCUGGGCGUCAGGAAGGAGGAGGAGUAGUGAUUCAAAAAGAAGAAAUAAAGACAAAUCAUACCAAGUUGGAAUACUUUGUAAAUGUUCAUCAGAUCACAUUUAAAAAGACAAGACAGGAGGUUGAAGAACAAUUAGGUUUUGUUUUUAGUUUUUUGGGUUUUUUUCUAAACGGACUGGAUCAAAUUUGAGCCCUGCUGAUGGUACUGUUCGAGUCGUCUCUCUUGUUUAUACCGACGGAGGAAAUUGGCGGAGGAGCCUAUUAAAAAAACAAAAAAACUGGUGAUCUAUUUAUCACGAACCAGCUCACUGUUUGGUCGUCGGGAAAGAUGGCGGAUCAAGAGGAAGAAAUGUGUUGUGAAUCUACAUUUAUAUUAUAAGAUCACAAGAUAAAUCAUUAAGUCCUUCUGAGAUUUUACAGCAUAUUGAAAACUUCACAUUUUACACUUCGUUAGAACUGUCGUUCGGAGGGCUGUUUAGAUUUUUUCCUUUCUUGUGGGAUUUUUUUUUUUUAAAUUCGAUUUUACUUUUUGGCUUGUGGUUUUUAGCUGCUCUGUAAAGGACGGGGGUAGAGAAGUGUAACCGGGCUCUCUGCAAAACACCAAACUGCCUUACAUCUAAUACAAAUUCUGUUUUGUGACUACCUGUUGUCUGCAAGGGAGGCUGGAAGCAACCGAAGAGGGCGAUAUCUUUACAUUUUGUGCCCUCAAAGAGCCAGGAGAUGAGACGUUAAGUGCAAUAGAUCAAAUAUCAAGUCUUGCCUCCCUUUACUUUUUUUUUUUUUUUUCAGUUUUUUUCUGCGUAAUCAAACAAUUUGGCUUUUUCCGAUCCAGCCAGGUAGAGCCUCAUGACUCAUGUUGAGCAGUAGACGACCCCAUUACACUCUCUGCCUUCCAGGACGAUUCACCUCUGAUUGGUCACAUGGUACUGUCCUAUCAGCCGUCGCUGUGUGUGGCGGCCUUAAAAAACGGGUAGAACAAGACAAUAAUUGUAUUGGAUGUUCUAACAAUUAAAAAGUCAGUAUAACCUGUUUUUGCAUUGUUCCCCCCCUCUGCCAAAAUGAGAAAACACUAAAGUUGGUUUGAGUAAAUCUUUUUAUGCUUUGUGUAUCUAUAAACCUUGACGCUGAGCCACUGUGUUGAGCUCUUAGAGGUGACGCCAGAUUUCUAAAAGAGGGCCACUCCUGCUUCAUUUUUAACUGGACAUCAUUGCCUUCUCUCCUGCAGGACUCGCAGCUCGACAUUGAAAACGAUCGAAACCGUGACCUCUGAACCCUCUCAGCCUUUUUAGUUUUUUAUAUUUUAAUUCUUCUGCGUUUAUCUCGACUGGAACCUAGACGUCUGGGGAUCCCCCUUCUCUCUUUCUCCAGCUCACACAGAACCUAUACACCUGCAGGCGUUUUUUUCCUAUCAGGUGUGCCCACCUGCCAGGCACCACUGCUCAACCAGCUGUCAUUACCUGUGUCAAAACCAGAGUUCAGGGAAUAACCGAAGGGAACAGAGCCAUUUAUAAACUGCUUGCAGACUGUUUCAAAACGGUGUGGUAGCUGAACAAUGUAAAUAAGCCCCUCCCCCACAGAUCCCCUCCUCACCUGUGCUCCUUGCAUGUGUGACUCAAACUCAGACAGGUUUUAUAGACCGCAGACGUCAGGUAAGUAAAAGUCUGAGCGUCAAGCUGUAACGUCAGUAUUUCUCAUGGGAACGGUUAGCUAGCGAGACGGGGAUCCAGUUCCCUGGAGUAGGGAACCGUCGACGUGUCUGGGUGUAACGAUUCAAAAACGAUGUAAAAUAAAAGGAAGGCGGAACCCUCCAUCGUUAGACGCUUAAAGUCGGUCCUCUCUGGUGUUUAGCGGACAUCCAGCUGACUGUUAAUAACGUGUGUAUUCAUACCUCAGUCAGCCGCAUCAAAGCCCAAAGAACUCAAUAUCACUCCUAUUUCCAUUGAGGUUAACGGUACCUGAACGCAUCUGUGUGUGUAUAACUGGCCAGGGACGUUCUGAUGAGAGACAUGAUGCGUUUUAUUUUUAUUUUAUUUCAUUUUAUGGGGGGAAGGGGUUGGGGAAGGGGCUCAGGCUUUUUGUUUGUACUUUGGGGUGAUGAUAUGUUUCUGUUCUGGCACAUUGUGCAGUAAGUGCUUGCAAACAUGAACCCUUUGAUUGUACAGUAGUUUCCUUCCUGUCACUGCAGGUGGUACAGCCUAUCAGGACACUCGGCCUCAUGGUCUUCCCUGUCCUAGUCAUGAGGGAACGCGGUCCUGCAACUUUUUUUGUUUGGGUUUUAUUUUGGGACUUGACAAGAGUUUAUUUGUUUGAAAAUAAAAUAUGUGACUCAGUUAUAA